Messenger RNA from Daldinia loculata, 1701 nucleotides. RefSeq lists its product as uncharacterized. Bases 434 to 1360 code for a protein of 308 amino acids. The record is from RefSeq and is a predicted model, not a curated record. NCBI's taxonomy places the organism in Eukaryota, Fungi, Ascomycota, Sordariomycetes, Xylariales, Hypoxylaceae. The transcript is spliced from 2 exons.
CUUCUUUUACGCCAUCAGUAUUCUUUUACCCCCACGCCGGUUAUCACGUCGUAUAUGGAUCGGCAAUACAAACCACAGCCUACUUCCUUACAUGUUUUCUCCGGUGUAUUUGGCUCUGUAUAGUUAUUGUUAUAGUAGAUUGCCGUUGUAUGACUCCUAAUCCAGCUGCCGUACCGUUCAUCAUCAACGACUGUAUUCUGCACCUUCAUCAGAUAGCACGGUCGUAACUCGGACUAAUUAAGAAUGAGAAAGUACUGUAGGAUAGGCUAAGGUAUUACGCGACCGUAUGAGGACUUAUAUUAGGGCUGAAAGCCGUAGCAAAAUGAUUUCUAAGGUGAUCAAUCACACUGACUUAUUUUGUAACCUUCCUCCCAACGCGAACACUUUAAACCGUAGUCUAUAGGAACUACGCUUGCAUGUACUACUCGACACAAUGCGUCCUCCGGUAGCACAGCAGACGGUCGCAGCCGAUGCAUCUCGAUCCAGUAGUUUAAUGGCUGCAAAUCCUACCACAUCCACGAAGCAGCAUGACAUUCUAGUCACCCCUCCUCGUGUCCGGAUAUCACUCGGAACUAGGAUAUGGUCGCGUCUACGCACAUACGUAACCACGGUGGUCGAUGAAACUGUCCAGAACCGUAUUGACGCACGGUUCGAGAAACACGAAGAGUGGCUUGCCGCACGCCUUGACAAUAUACUUGAGAGCCGGAACAAGGCCGAUCAUCGUAACAGGCGAGACAUAUACGAGGCUGCAUGGCGCGAUGCAGCAAGCUCGAGUGCGCGGUUCGUCAACGAGAACUUUCCCGAUGCGAUGCCUUACUACGACAAAUACGAGACUCUGCGACAUGCUCUCGAUGAGGCCCCGAAAGAGGGCAUGGCCCUUGAAUUUGGGGUCUAUCAAGGCUCCACUCUCCGGAAAAUUGCGGCCAGGCGGUCUGGUGGAGUCUACGGGUUCGACUCCUUUGAAGGUCUUCCAGAGGCUUGGCGUUGGGUGAUCCGUCCCGGGGCCUUUGCCGUCGAAGCCCCACCUGAGGUGCCCGGCGCCGAAUUAGUGGUCGGAUGGUUCGACAAGACCUUAGCGCCCUUCCUUGCUGAGCAUCCCGGACCCAUCGCCCUGCUCCACAUCGACAGCGACCUAUACUCCUCAGCAGUGACUGUAUUAGAGCACUGUGGACCACGUCUAGUGGCCGGGUCAAUUGUAAUAUUCGACGAAUAUUUUAACUUCCCGGGUUGGGAACACGACGAACAUCGUGCGUGGCAAGAAUAUGUCAAUCGUACCGGGACGCGCUUCAGUUGGCUUGCUUAUACUGCUGACAACGAGCAGGUAGUGGUCCGGAUAGAUGACCCAGGAACUAGGCCCUGAUAUCUGAGGUUUAGGAAAAGAACUUGGCCUGCCCGCCACUUAUAACAAUGAAUGAAUUGGUGGAUAUAACCUUCAGUUGAGGAUAGGAGUUAAUGCCCGAAUUAUACGCGGAAUCAUGAAGCCAACUUAAGAUUAAGUGCCUAACUACCUUAUGAAUACCUAAACUAAAGUCUAGAAAGAUUAAUUCGAGACUUAACUAGUAAUAUACGCACCAGUUUAUCUCACCUAGGUAGAUAUUCGUAUUAUUUAGUUGAUGUCUAGUGGCCUUGCUCGACACCUAUAUAAUAGCUUAGCUGAUUUAGGUGUUACUACCUAGGGUCAACUACUUGAUAAUUUAUAAC